CCUGCAAAAUCAAAAUGGCGAAUGAAAGUGGCAUAUAUAUCCAGUAUGAAGUACAUAUCUGGACCUCCGACAUUCAUGGAGCGGGAACCGACUCCGAUGUAUUCAUACAGUUAAUUGGUACUGACGCAGAAACAGAAAAAAUUGAAUUACGUGACAGCAGUAAUAAUUUCGAACAAGCAAGGGAAGAUGAGUUUCUGCUUGAAGCUGCUGAUCUUGGUGACAUCAGGAAAAUAAAAAUUGGACAUGAUGGAUCUAGUUUUAUGUCUGGGUGGCAUCUUAAUAAGGUACUCAUUAAGAGGCGACCAAAAGCUGGAACAAAGAAGCCACAACGCCAAACAACACCAAACUAUGGCACAAGCUUAUACGAUGGAAUCGAAACAGAUGAUUAUUGGUUUAUCGUCGAUCGUUGGUUUGAUACAUCUGAAGACGACAAUAAAAUAGAAAGAGAACUGUUUCCAACGGAUAAGAAAGGCAAUCCGCUUUUUGUUACGGAAGAAAUGACGAGGGACAUAUCAACACCUUCAACGAAAGACGAAGCGACAACCAUCCAAUGUAGUCCAAACAUUGAAAGUCAAAAGAGUCCACAAUAUGAAUCUACAGAACGAACAAACAAUCGAGAUGAUCCUUUUUAUGUGCCAUCAGCUUAUGAUAAGGACCCGAAAGCUGAACUUGAAACUAUUAAGCAGUACAGGAAAAUACAUAAAAAUACAAUACUACCAGGUAAAACACCGAGUAGAAAAGGAGCAACAGACUCAUCAUUGACCAAUAAAGUCUAUUCACCAAUUCAAGAGGAGAAUACACAAGCAAUCUUAGAUAUCCACACCGAAGACAAUCAGUACUAUACAAAUGAUUUUCAGCAUAACCCUAGUCCAGAGAUAUCUUCUCCCUCAGAACUAUCUUUGUAUCUCAGUGGAGAGACUGAUGGAGCUGUCGGUUCCAUACGGCGGACAUUACAGUUGUUUCAAUGAUGCGACGUAUUCUUUACCAAAAAACAAAAAAAAUUAAAAAGACGACAAAGAGUAAAAUCUCCUUUGUAGAUAAAAUCGCCGGAACUCCUGGGAAAUUGACAAGGAUGUAAACUGUAUAUUCUCAGCCACCCUUGUUUUGUUUACAGUAUGUGGUAUGUGUAAGUCCGUGAUGAAUAUAAUGGAUGAAAGUAAGAUCAAAUGUUAGAAGGAUACAUAAAAGUCGAUUCAUUGUUAAGGUACUGUAACAAGGACAGCAAUGAACAGCAUGAACACAAGGCAUAUUGAUUAUUUUAAAUGCAUUUACCAAACAUGUUGCUAUACCAUAUACCGUUCCAAAGCUGAUUGUAACAGCCUUCAAUUUGGACUCCGUCUUCAAAUAUGUGUACGGUGCAAUUGCUGUCAAACCGACGUUUAAGGGUUCUUUAAAUUUUUUUUUAAAGUAUCUGUUAAAUGUGUAUUCUGGAGAGUAAAUAAUAAAAUGAUUUAUAAAAUUUGCAAGAUUUCUACAAAAAGAUAAAACAGUUCUAUUCAAAAGUAUUUCAAGAUAAUCAUGACGUACUUUUUAAAUAACAUUUUUUUUUUUUUCAGAAAUAAAGUAUUAAGGUAAAAUUGAUUGUAAGCCAAAAUAUUUGGAAAUAUAUAUAAACAGUUGAAUAUGACAACUCAGACAAUUGCCAUAAAUACAACCCUUUGAUUUUAACCCUUCUUGUAGUUAGUAUCAGGUUGAAUAAAAAAUGCGACAAAACAUGUCUCUAAAUUGACAAAAAGAAUUGUAAUUUUGCAAAAUAAAAAUGUCAAAGGGCAAUUUUCAUGAAUUUCUCUUACACGCAUUUGAAACGUGUUCCGAAUUAUUUUGUUUUACUAUUAUGUUGUGUCAUAGUAUAGAAGGGCAUUAAAUAUUGUAUGAUAUCUAAAACAUAAUAUAUCGUUGGAAUCUUGCAAAUAGCAAGUACAUGUACAAACAUUUCAUCAUAUAUCAUUGUUAUAAUACUAAUGAAACGAAUUUACCAAUUUGUCAGGAAUACACGUUGGUCAGUGAAGAAUGUAGCAUAAUAUUCGUUUGAGCUUUUUUGCAAAUGAACUGGUUUGCACUUUUGAAAGCCAAAUUCUCGCAUAAAUAGAAUAUUCUGUACUUCAGUGUAGUCACGAUUUUUAGCAUUAAGUAUUUAGAAGCAAAUACGUGACCUUAUGAUCAUGAAGGACGUCCAGUUUGAAAAUUAUAACUUUUUUUAUUUUUCCAGACCCUUUUGUAUUCGUUUAAAAAUUGACAAAAUCUUUCUUUCUAAUGCGGGAACUAACGUUAAUGUUAACCAGAAUUGUCUUCCUAUGCCCAGUUUCAUUUUAGACUGGCAGAAAUUUCACACAUGAACUACCGGGUUCAGUUGCUUUAUAACUUAUACAAAUAAGUUAAAAAAUUAACUUGAAAAUCUGCCUUUGUGAAUAAAAAGAUAGGUUAAUAUGUUUGCAUUUUGUAUUAGAA
Messenger RNA from Mytilus californianus (California mussel), 2448 nucleotides. RefSeq lists its product as uncharacterized. NCBI's taxonomy places the organism in Eukaryota, Metazoa, Mollusca, Bivalvia, Mytilida, Mytilidae. Gene Ontology annotation, molecular function: protein binding. The record is from RefSeq and is a predicted model, not a curated record. The transcript has 6 exons. The coding region runs from base 15 to 968 and encodes 317 amino acids.